This is a messenger RNA of Seriola dumerili (greater amberjack), 3966 nucleotides long. RefSeq names its product phosphodiesterase 4D (gene pde4d). Gene Ontology annotation, cellular component: perinuclear region of cytoplasm; cytosol; nucleus. The record is from RefSeq and is a predicted model, not a curated record. The transcript has 15 exons. NCBI's taxonomy places the organism in Eukaryota, Metazoa, Chordata, Actinopteri, Carangiformes, Carangidae. The coding region runs from base 60 to 2183 and encodes 707 amino acids. Gene Ontology annotation, biological process: signal transduction. Gene Ontology annotation, molecular function: 3',5'-cyclic-AMP phosphodiesterase activity.
UGUGUGUGUGUGCCGUGUACACAUGUAGUGUGUGUGGAUGUGGAAGGAAAAGCCAGACCAUGAGUAUCAUUCUCAAACCCCGGUCACGCUCUACCAGCUCAUUGAAGAACACGGAGGGAAUAUGUUUCGACGUGGACAAUGGCACGUCAUCAGGUCGCAGCCCCCUGGACCCAAUGGCCAGCCCGGGCUCAGGCCUCAUCCUGCAGGCCAAUUUUGUCCACAGCCAACGGAGAGAGUCGUUCCUCUACCGCUCCGACAGUGACUACGACCUCUCGCCCAAGUCUAUGUCUCGAAACUCCUCCAUUGCCAGUGACAUUCAUGGUGACGAUAUGAUUGUAACACCAUUUGCACAGGUUCUUGCCAGCUUGAGAACUGUACGAAACAACUUUGGUGCAUUAACUAAUCUACAGCAAGACAGAGCGUCCAAUAAGAGAUCACCCAUGUGUAACCCACCACCUAUCACCAAGACCACCUUCACAGAGGAGGCCUACCAGAAACUGGCCACUGAGACCCUGGAGGAGCUGGACUGGUGCCUGGACCAGUUGGAGACGCUGCAGACAAGACACUCAGUCAGCGAGAUGGCCUCCAACAAGUUCAAGAGGAUGUUGAACAGGGAGCUGACUCACCUAUCAGAGAUGAGCCGCUCUGGGAACCAGGUGUCUGAGUUCAUCUCCAGCACCUUCCUGGACAAGCAACAUGAAGUGGAGAUGCCAUCCCCUCAGACACAGAAAGAGAAGGAGAAGAAGAACAAGCCCAUGUCUCAGAUCAGCGGGGUGAAAAAGCUGCAACACUCCUCCAGCCUCACAAACUCCAAUAUCCCUCGCUUUGGAGUCAAGACGGAGACCGAGGAUGAACUCGCUAAGGAGCUGGAGCAUGUGAAUAAAUGGGGCCUUAACGUUUUUAAAAUCUCAGAGUUCUCUGGGAAUCGGCCGCUGACAGUCAUGAUGUACACAAUAUUCCAGGAGAGGGACUUGUUAAAAACUUUUAAAAUUCCACUUGACACCUUUAUAACAUACCUGAUGACCUUAGAAGACCAUUAUCAUGGCGACGUGGCCUACCAUAACAACAUUCAUGCUGCUGACGUCACCCAGUCAACUCACGUGCUGCUAUCCACCCCCGCCCUCGAGGCUGUGUUCACAGACCUUGAGAUCUUAGCUGCCAUCUUCGCCAGUGCAAUUCACGACGUCGACCAUCCUGGAGUCUCGAACCAGUUCCUCAUCAACACCAAUUCAGAGCUAGCACUGAUGUACAAUGACUCGUCUGUGUUGGAGAACCAUCAUCUAGCAGUUGGUUUCAAGCUCCUACAAGAGGAGAACUGUGACAUCUUCCAAAACUUGACCAAAAAACAAAGACAAUCACUGCGAAAGAUGGUCAUUGACAUCGUGCUAGCAACAGACAUGUCGAAGCACAUGAAUCUACUGGCUGAUCUGAAAACUAUGGUGGAAACCAAGAAGGUGACCAGCUCUGGUGUCCUGUUGCUGGAUAACUACUCUGACAGGAUACAGGUUCUCCAGAAUAUGGUGCACUGUGCAGACCUGAGCAACCCCACUAAGCCUCUCCAGCUGUACCGGCAGUGGACGGACCGCAUCAUGGAGGAGUUCUUCAGCCAGGGUGACAGAGAGAGGGAGAGGGGCAUGGAGAUCAGCCCCAUGUGUGACAAACACAAUGCCUCAGUAGAAAAGAGCCAGGUUGGUUUCAUAGACUAUAUCGUUCACCCUUUAUGGGAGACGUGGGCUGACCUGGUUCAUCCGGAUGCCCAGGACAUCCUUGACACGUUGGAAGACAACAGGGAGUGGUACCAAAGCACCAUCCCCCAAAGUCCCUCUCCUGCGCUGGACGAGGCUGAGGACGGCACUCGACCCCCAGGAGGGGACAAGUUCCAAUUUGAGCUCACCCUGGAGGAGGACGGGGAGUCAGACACUGAGAAAGACAGCGGCAGCCAGCCGGAGGAGGAAGAAGAGGAGGAGGAAGAGGAGGACAACAGCUGUACUGACUCUAAAACACUCUGUACGCAGGACUCUGAAUCAACAGAGAUUCCUUUGGACGAACAGGUGGGGGAGGACGAAGAGGAGGAGGUAGCAGAGGAGGGGGAGACGCCCUGCUCACAACCAUGUGUAGUGGAGGAAGAGGUAGCAGAGGAGGAGGAGGACGAUGAGGAGAAAGAGAAAUCCCCUGACACAUAGCAGUUUAUAGACAGCACCUGAUUAACUGUUCUUCUUAGUAAUGACAGAUGAUUAUUUAUAGAAUAUUUUUUGGGUUUUGUGGAGUCUGUCUGUGUUUUUUAUACAUCUAUGUUUAUGGUUCCAAAGCGUGCGCUGCUCCCCACCUUGGCCACUCCUCCUGUCAGCUUUGUUCAGACACGCCCACCGGUACUUCUUCAAAUUUUUUUGCACUCAGGAAAACUCCUUUCCAUUCCCAUUUGUGCUGAAGUGGUGUGUCUUUAUUUCACUUCUACACCUCCCCCUUUAUAAGCUUAAGUUUAGGACAUGGAUGAACAGUUCACAGUCUGCUCAGUUCUGUUCACAUGAUACACAAUAUCACCUUUUCCUUCCCUCUGCUUCGUCCCAGCCUGAAAGUUUAACAGUGUUUCUGUGUUUUAUCAAGUGCCCAUACUCUACAGAGACGGUUAUUGGUGUGUUCAAGGAGAAUUUCCCUCUCGGUUAGGUCAUAUCCUCCCCGCUACCAAUUGCAAGGCAUGUUAUUCUGCCGUUCUGCUGAAAACCUGAUGGGACGCCGCAGCACACUGGGGAGCUUUCCAAACACAUUUCUGAUGUGGAAGUCUUCCUUGAAAACCUGACUGACACGAAGCUCAAAUCUAAACAGCCAUGUUGCUGUCCUAGAAAUUUGUUUUUAUUGUACUGUAUGUAAGAUUGAAAUAUUUUCUAGAAUUUACUUUUGCAAUCCUAGGAUUUCUUUUGUUAGCAAAGAAGAUGAGAGAUUUUUUGCAAACCAAUGGGGAGAAAUGAUUGACAGGUUUUCAGUGUUUCAAAGCUGGGUAACAUUAGGAGUGUUCUGAGGUGUUUGCACUUGCUCCAAUAGCAUUUAUACUUCUAUUCCCAUGCCACUAUACUCAUAUUUGGUUAUUCCUGUGAGUAGAAAUUUGGAAUUAAUUCAUAACUAUUAUUUCCGGUGAGAGUUUUCACUGAGAAGGGAGCAGAAACCUGAAGACUUAUGCUUUACUCUCAUUGAAACUGUUUGUGAUGUGGAUGACGCCUUUACAUUUUUAUUAUUGUUGCCUGCAGUUCUUUUGAACACAUUCUGAGACAAUGCAAUGCUUUGUAGUUGAUACAAAAAGCACCUUUUUUUUAGACGCUUGAUUAGUGAUCCGAGUAUACAGAAAUAGUAAUGGUGUUAAAAAAUUACUGGAUGAUUUUAUACCAAUCUUAUGAAAGCCUUCUUUUAUUUCCUUGCACAUUUUGUUUGAUGUACACAUCACCAACAGCUGCAUACCUGCUUGUCUACAGCCACUUCAUUUUCUGUUAAUCUCUAUGAAUUUUUUUUUUUUUUUAAUUUUGCCAUCACAACAUUAAACCCAGUUGCUGUCUUUGUUUUGGACAAGACAAUCAGCACCGUUGCGUAGUCAUCAGAUAAGACUAUCCUUUACGUAGAUACUCUAAUGCACUGAUAUAUUCAUAUAUCACCACUUUAAUGUUUUUAAUAUGUUGAAACUCGCCAAAACACUCACUCAUGCAUACUUAGGCUUGAACAAUGCUGUCUUACACCUCGGCCAAGAGUCUCUUCCUUUUUCCAUGUUUCUAUCAUUUUUCACUUUACACCUAAUGCUAUUAUUUAUUGGUAUAUUUUUCUAUUUGUUGAGUUGUUUUUGCAAUAUAAAGGUGGUACAGUAAAUAUUUAACUGUAGCAUAGACCACAGUACAGGCUUGCCAGUUACAAUACCCAAAUAUACUUUUUUUUUUCUCUGUGUACAUAAAAUAUAGAAAAUCAACAAAAGGAAAAAAAAACAAA